Molecule: messenger RNA, 2435 nt
Organism: Salvelinus namaycush (lake trout)
Lineage: Eukaryota; Metazoa; Chordata; Actinopteri; Salmoniformes; Salmonidae
Product: disabled homolog 1-like
Exons: 16
Coding region: 1-2298 (765 amino acids)
Biological process (GO): lateral motor column neuron migration; ventral spinal cord development
Source: RefSeq, a predicted model, not a curated record
AUGUCGGCCUUCUCCGUCAGUGCCAUCUUUUGUCAGGACCGCACUGAGACGGGGCUGAUUAAGCGUUUCCGUGGUGAUGGUGUGCGCUACAAGGCCAAGCUGAUCGGGACUGAUGAGGUGACAGCGGCACGCGGGGACAAGCUGUGCCAAGACUCCAUGAUGAAGCUCAAGGGGAUGGCUACGUCUGCGCGCUCCAAAGGAGAGCACAAGCAGAGAGUCUUCCUCACCAUCUCCUUCGGAGGGAUCAAGAUUUACGACGAGAGAUCAGGGGUUCUGCUGCAUCACCACUCAGUGCAUGAGAUCUCCUAUAUCGCCAAGGAUACCCGGGACCACCGGGCCUUUGGCUACGUCUGUGGGAAGGAGGGACACCACAGGUUUGUGGCCAUCAAGUCUGGCCAGUCGGCGGAGCCACUGAUCAUUGACCUGCGUGACCUCUUCACGCUCAUCUACGACAUCAAGCAGCGAGAGGAGAUGGAGAAGAAGUCCCAGAAGGACAAGCAGUGUGAGCAGGCCAUCUACCAGACCAUUCUGGAGGAUGAGGUGGAUGAUCCAGUUUACCAGUACAUUGUGUUUGAGGCUGGACAUGAGCCCCUCCGUGGCCACCAAUCAGAGGAGAGCGUUUACCAGGUCCCUACCGCUACCAGUCACCAGAAGGGAGAAGGGAUCUAUGACGUCCCAAAACGCCAUUUUAUGACUAACAUCAACCACUUUGAUCUGUUCGGAGACAUGUCCACUCCCCCCUCGAUGCCCCCGUCCCCGGCCAACACUUUGGACCCCAGCAGGAGCCACCACCAGCACCAACACCAACACCCCCCAGAGUUGUUCACCGGCCCCUUCAGCCCCACCUCUGUCCCCUCAGGGUACAUGACCAUGGGGCCAGUCCAGGCAGCCCAGUGGGCCCAGCAGGGAUCCUUCUCUGGCCAGGCCCAGACCCUGGCCUUUGGGGUGCAGGGGCCCCUCCAGGUGACCCAGGUCCUCCCGGGAGGCCAGCCCGUCAUCUGGAGCCAGGCCAACAUCUUCCCUGCCACCCAGCAGCAGUGGGCUGCCAUGGCUGCCUACAUGCCCGCCCAGGCCGUGGGCGUGGGGGGUCACCACCUCCCCAUGAUGGUGCCCAUCACCACUGUGUGCCCUGGCCCCCAGGGCCUACACGGCGACCUCUCCUCCACCCCCUCCUCGGCCAUCACCAGCCCCCAGCACCAUGCGAUGGACCCCGCCCUGCUCCAGCAGCUCCAGCAGCAGCACAGUCUCAGUGGGGAUUCUGACGCGGGAGAAGGCCCCUCUUCGCUGGGCCUUGUCAUGUUGGGCAGCAGGUGUGGAACACCUGGGCCGAUGAGUCCCACUUCAAUGGGUCUGGGUGCUGUGGGCAGGUGUGAGACGCCUGUUAGCUUUGUCAUGAUGGCGAGGUGUGAGACGCCCGGCCCUGGUCCAGUGAACGUGCCUCCUGACACCCUGGUCUGUAGCCAGCUGUGCCUGGGGUCACCGGCUGUGAUGUCACCAUUGGCCUUGACCCAGGAAGAGGAAGGCAGCUGUAGUGACCUUGACCUCUCUCGGAUGACCUUGAGUCCUGGCACGUCCACCUCACCCUCCACUGACUCAGCGUCCACCCCAGCCUCCCAACCUGGACCGUCCUCAGACUCCGCCUCGUCCCAGACCAGUGACCCCCCCACAGACCACUCUCCCAUCCAAACACAGGCCACCCCCCCCAGCACCAGGGAGGAUGACUCGUCCACCACCACUACCUUGUUCUCUGGAUCCAUGUUGACGCCUACAGUCAGCCCAUGCUACUGCCCCCUCUGUGUUGCACUGUGCUGGCUCCUACUCUGGAGGAGGAACAGAUGGAUGAUGAUGGUGCUGAUGACAAAAGAGGACACAGUGAAAGGCAGCAUGGUGGAGGACUUUGUCUCUGUGGUUAGAGGGGGUGACAGUGAGUCCAUCACCUCACUGGCUGCCAAGAAGCUGCCCACGCCACAACUGAUGAGACUGUGGGGAGAAGCUGUGCAUUACAACCCUGACUUCAUCCGCAGAGCGGUGGGAAUACUGUCUCUCUUUCUACAUCUCCUUUUCUCUUCAACGCGACUGCGAUAUGAGCUGGUGACCUCCAGAGACUUCUCCCGUGCUAUCUCCCUGAAGAAGAACCUGAUGAGACAGCUCCUGCCGCUAUCUUUGACCCUAACAGAUAUAGCCAUAGCUGGAGCCUGCUGGGGUUCGUGGUCGCCCUGCAAGGAGAGGACUAAGACAAGGAGCCACCAGUGUAACAACCCUGCAACAGAGGCAUGGCCUGCAGAGGACUGGAAUUGACUGUUUCUGAUAUUGUCCCAGACUCUUAAUUGAAAUAAAGCUAAUAGGGGCGGCAGGUAGCCCAGUGGUUAGAGCGUUGGGCCAGUAACCAGCAGGUAGCCUAGUGGUUAGAGCGUUGGGCCAGUAACCAGCAGGUA